Molecule: messenger RNA, 501 nt
Organism: Closterium sp. NIES-67
Lineage: Eukaryota; Viridiplantae; Streptophyta; Zygnematophyceae; Desmidiales; Closteriaceae
Source: the annotation of a GenBank genome assembly
CAACCCACGUAGUAUAUUUCCCUCUCAGCAUUCAUAACUACUACAGUUUGGGCAUUUCAAUAAUAACUCAACCUGAUUGUCACUUCUUGUAUACAUGUGGGUUUGUUACUCCCCUCGGACCCGCACCACGCCGUUUGCUGCAAGCAUCAGUAUGCCCCGUCCAGGGUCCAUGAUGCUGUGAAGUUCGUGGUGGCCAAGAUCGCGAAGUGGGCUGGUGGGGUGGUGAUGAUGGAGGAUGACACGCUUCUGACGGGGAAACGGAUGGACGUGGCUAUCCGUCGACCAAUGGAGGGGGAGGCGCAUGCGCUCGAAGUGAGCGUAGUGGACCCUCUCAGAGUUGGAACGAAUGACUAGAAUGAGAGUAUACAGGGGUAUAUAGCUAGUGGGUUGUACUUGUCACGAGAGCUAGGUAGGUAGGAAAACCAUGAAAAUGGCGAGAGGGUUUAGCUAGGAGAAAGUUGACGAGAGAAAAGAGAUCGAGAAUAGAAGAGAGAGGGAUAC